Clonostachys rhizophaga is the source of this 1398-nucleotide messenger RNA. The record is from the annotation of a GenBank genome assembly. Lineage: Eukaryota; Fungi; Ascomycota; Sordariomycetes; Hypocreales; Bionectriaceae.
AUGAAUAUGCUACUGUCCGACGACUAUCUUCUCCAGGACUACCCUGAGAAUAUCACCAACACCAUCCGUUCAGGGCAUGCGACCAUGCUGCGGUUCGAUCGUAAAGGGGAUUAUCUAGCUUCCGGGCGAGUCGAUGGCACAGUUGUCGUGUGGGAUCUUGAGACGAUGGGGGUUGCGAGGAAGUUGCGUGGUCAUAACAAGGGCAUCACUUUCUUGAGCUGGUCGCGAUGUGGCAGAUAUUUACUGUCAACCUGCCAAGGGUGGAAAGCUAUCCUAUGGGAUUUGCAAGAUGGAAGUCGGCUUCGCGAGGUUCGAUUCCGUGCUCCCGCCUACAUUGCUGAGAUACACCCCUGGAACCAGUUUGUCACCGCGCUCUUUGAGGAGCAGCCGAUGCUGGUCGACGUGUCCGAACCUGUUGAUGUCAAACACAUACUACCUUCUGCCCCGAAACGGACGAACACCAAUGGAGAUGCAGCUCUCAAGGAGAAGCAGGCGAAGGAGGACGCGAGACAAAUGACAACUUCGGCCAUUUGGACGACUACCGGGGACCACAUACUUGCAGGGACCAACAAGGGCAAACUAAACAUCAUUGAUGCAAGGACUUGCGAAAUCAUUUACACGGAGAAGAUCUGUUCUGGAGUCAUCACCACAAUGCGACUCACGGCAUCAGGUAGAGAUCUUUUGGUAAACUCCCAGGACCGAAUCAUACGAACAUUUCGUCUGCCAGAUCUUUCCGUUGAGGAUCUGGACUUGGAUACAUUGCAGGUUCCGCUCGAGCAUAAAUUCCAGGAUGUUGUCAACAAGCUCUCAUGGAACCAUGUCACCUUCAGCGCAACUGGCGAAUAUGUUGCUGCCUCCACAUACAAUAACCACGAGCUCUACGUGUGGGAACGAAAUCACGGCAGUUUGGUGUGUAUGCUCAAAGAUCCCAAGGAGGAGCAAGGAGUUAUAGAAUGGCACCCUUCGCGCGCUCUGUUGGCGGCAUGCGGCUUGGAGACGGGAAGGAUAUACAUUUGGUCCGUUGUCAGUCCUCAGAAAUGGUCUGCGCUGGCGCCCGACUUCGCAGAAGUCGAAGAAAACGUUGAAUACAUUGAACGGGAAGACGAGUUCGACAUUUAUGCGCAGGAGGAGAUUCACAGACGGCGACUUGAUGCGGAGGACGAGGAUGUGGACGUGUUGACACUUGAUCAGCCCAAGGCCAUGGGUUGGGAGAAUAGCUUUCGGAUGCCGGUGCUAUUCAAUCUUGGAGAAAGCGACAGUGAGGAUGAGUUUAUCGCAGUUUCGACCGGAACUAUGCGGCGUAGGAGUCCUGGGGAAGGUCAGGGAGAUGAUGACGGAUAUGAGCGGGUACCUGUGAAGAAAGUUACUAGCAAGGGAGGGCGUAGCAAAAAGAAAUAG